Messenger RNA from Egretta garzetta (little egret), 3514 nucleotides. It is a transcript of the gene TBC1D16, whose product is annotated as TBC1 domain family member 16. Bases 246 to 2666 code for a protein of 806 amino acids. Gene Ontology annotation, molecular function: GTPase activator activity. Gene Ontology annotation, cellular component: early endosome. The record is from RefSeq and is a predicted model, not a curated record. Gene Ontology annotation, biological process: activation of GTPase activity. Lineage: Eukaryota; Metazoa; Chordata; Aves; Pelecaniformes; Ardeidae. The transcript is spliced from 12 exons.
GAGUCACAAACUCACAGUGCUUAGCCUGCUGGCCCGUUUUUACCUUCUCAGCUGAGAUGCAUCCAAGCGAAAUCUGUUCCGCUGAAGUGACUGGAAUGGGGAGUUGUGCGAGUGUCGGGAUUCCAGCCGUCGAUGGUGACUGCUGUUGCUGUUCCUUUACUCCGUACUCUGCAUGCCACUGCUGCACCAGCGGUCAGGAAUGAAAGGCUUUUUGGUGACCUACAUAAUUCUCCCCGUGAAAUGGGAUGGCUUCAGAAUGGCUCCCUAUGCUGACAGAUGAUGGGAACACUUCCUUGGUGAUGUCUCUGGGGCGACUCCUCCGGCGUGCUUCUUCAAAAGCUUCGGACCUCCUGACCUUGAACGCUGGUGGUGGCAGCAGUUCCUCUUCCAUACUCGAUGGGGAGAUCAUCUACUCAAAGAACAAUGUCUGUGUCCAUCCGCCUGAGCUGCUGCAAGGCAUCGGGGAGCAUCAUCCAGGCUAUUUGUGCUUGUACAUGGAGAAAGAUGAGCUACUCGGAACCACGCUUAUCCUUGCCUGGGUGCCAAACUCCCGCAUUCAGAGGCAGGAUGAAGAGGCCCUGCGCUAUAUCACUCCCGAGAGUUCCCCUGUCCGUAAAGCUCCCCGCAAACGUGGCCGCCACACUCAGGGUUUCGGCAUUGUCCGGCAGGCUUCCCCCACCGAGCAGAGAGGGGCAGUGAUCCUGAAAGGAGAAGACAUCUUGACUGUGUCACAGCUUGUGAAAGAUGUGGCUUACAUCAGCUCCCCCUCUUCGGAAGGGGAGAAGCUCUCCCAGUGCUGCCCUGUGGCCGACGGCACCCGCCGGUCCCCCCAGCCUGCCCGCAGUGACUCAGGAAUCCUAUCGACAAUCAGCUCUCAGGAGGAGCAGAACAGGUCAGAGCUGUCGGUGGAGGGGACGGAGGAAGGUCUGGACUGCAGACCAGAGCCAGGGGAGGACGAGGGCUCCUUGGAGCUGUCUGCGGACGACGUGAGCAGGGACAGUACUUUUGACUCUGAUUCUGAUGCCUUCUCUUCCCCCUUCUGCCUCUCCCCCAUUAGUGAAGCCCUCGGGAAAAGCAGUAGCUCUGUGUUUCUGGAUAAUGAAAGCAGGGACACGUGUGACAACCGCAUGACCUGCUCCACCAGCUCAGCCUCCAGCCUUGACACCAGUGCCCAGUUCCAGGAGAAUAAUGGGCAAACGCAGAGCACCAGAUGGGACGAGCAGCAGAAGGUGUUUGCCCUAGAGCAGGUCUGUGGUGUCUUUAGAGUGGACCUGGGACAAAUGAGAUCCCUUCGCCUCUUCUUCAGUGAUGAGGCAUGCACCAGUGGACAACUGGUUGUUGCGAGCAGGGAGAGCCAGUACAAGAUCUUCCAUUUUCACCAUGGUGGCCUGGAUAAACUGUCCGAGGUGUUUCAGCAAUGGAAGUACUGCACAGAGACCCAUCUCAAGGACCAGCAGCUUACUGAUGAGAAAACGUGCAUGCAGUUCUCUAUCCGCCGUCCCAAGCUGCCUUCCUCGGAAACCCACCCGGAGGAGAACGCGUACAAGCGUCUUGAUGUGUCUGCCUGGCUCCAUCACCUGAACGAAUCCGGGCAGGUGGAGGAGGAGUACAAGCUGCAGAAGGCCAUUUUCUUUGGUGGGAUUGAUAUUUCCAUCCGUGGGGAGGUGUGGCCCUUUCUGCUGCACUACUACAGCUACGAGUCUACCUCCGAAGAGAGGGAAGCACUGAGGCUGCAGAAGAGGAAAGAGUACUUGGAGAUCCAGGAGAAAAGGCUUUCGAUGACUCCGGACGAACAGAAGGAUUUUUGGCGUAAAGUACAGUUCACGGUAGAUAAAGACGUCGUGAGGACUGACCGCAGCAACCAGUUCUUUCGAGGGGAGGACAACCCAAAUGUGGAAAUGAUGAGGAGGAUCUUGCUGAACUAUGCAGUAUUUAACCCAACAAUUGGAUAUUCCCAGGGGAUGUCCGACCUGGUUGCCCCGCUCCUGGCAGAGGUCCUAGAUGAGUCGGAUACUUUCUGGUGCUUUGUAGGAUUGAUGCAGAACACGAUCUUCAUCAGCUCACCCCGGGAUGAGGACAUGGAGAAACAGCUGAUGUACCUGCGAGAGCUGCUACGGCUCAUGCACCCACGCUUCUACCAGCACCUUUCUUCCUUGGGAGAGGACGGCCUGCAGAUGCUUUUCUGUCACCGUUGGAUCCUCCUCUGUUUCAAACGUGAAUUUCCAGAUGCUGAGGCUUUGCGCAUGUGGGAAGCGUGCUGGGCUCACUAUCAGACCGACUAUUUCCACCUCUUUAUCUGUGUGGCCAUCGUGGUGAUUUAUGGGGACGACGUCAUCGAACAGCAGCUGGCCACGGACCAGAUGCUGCUGCAUUUCGGCAACCUGGCUAUGCACAUGAACGGAGAACUUGUACUCAGGAAGGCGAGGAGCCUGCUCUAUCAGUUCCACCUGCUCCCCCGCAUCCCCUGCAGCCUGCACGACCUGUGCAAGCUGUGUGGGACAGGGAUGUGGGACAGUGGCUUCAUCCCCGCCGUGGAGUGCUCUGGCCAUCACCCCGAGUCCGAGAGCUGCCCGUACGGGGGACUGGCGGAAGCGUCUUCUCCUAAACCAGGAAGCGAAGGCAAGAGAGGCUUGAAAACACGGGACGUCUUUGCUUUCCGAAAAUAGCUGGGGAGGAACAGGGUGUGACAGCGGAAGAGGGAAGGGCAGGAAGGAUGUGCACAGGAAAAAGUGUGGAGGACGAAAAUGGAGGGAUAGCUUGUCAAGACUCCUGAGAAGACUGAAAGGUGGAGAACAGAUGGGGAAUGAAAUCGCUCUGCAGAGAAAGCGAAUUCCAGUGCACUGGUGGUGGAACUUGAGCAAACGCGUCAAACCAGGAACAACAUUUGCACGUGUUUGCGUUCGAUUGUGUUGGAAACAUGAAGCUUUUCUAGGUCUUAACAAGGACUUUUUACUCUGCCUCUGGGAUCGGACUGGUUAGCAACCAGAACUUUGUUACUUGCUGAUGAGAAAUGAGCACACUAAAGAGAGCCAAGUGCCAGCAGCAGCGUUUGUGGGCCAGGUGGAAGGAGCAGAGCUGUGGCGAGGCCUCUCUCUGCGAUGUCCCUUCAUCCCGAGCAUUCCACACGCGCGCGCUCUCCGCUUCAACCAAAACGUGCAGCUCCGUGGCUUCUCUCUAAAGCCAUAAAGACUAUUUUAAUUACAAUCUGCCAAAAAUAAAUCUGCAGACUAUUGCAGGGAAGGUGUCUGCUUUGUUGGCAAGGAAGAACUGGUCCCCUAAAGGUCUCGUCUCCUGCCUUUUCUGGUUUUAUACGCUAUGCUGGCUGGCAUGAUUUUUUCCCAUUUGCACAGAAAGUGUGCAGCCCCGGGUCCUAAAGCACUGCUUGUAGGUAGGGAAUUCUGUAGACACCUUUCAAGGUUUACUUCUCCAUGACGUUACAGCAAAGCUGUUUCUUUAUACCGACAACUACAGACUUCAGACACUUCUUUACGGAAGUCUGUUGUUUCCAGUACGU